Exophiala viscosa is the source of this 936-nucleotide messenger RNA. RefSeq lists its product as uncharacterized. Lineage: Eukaryota; Fungi; Ascomycota; Eurotiomycetes; Chaetothyriales; Herpotrichiellaceae. The record is from RefSeq and is a predicted model, not a curated record. The transcript has 2 exons. The coding region runs from base 1 to 936 and encodes 311 amino acids.
AUGCCUUCCAAAGACAAGAAGUACACCGACCCCAAGUUGAGGGAGGACGUCAAGGAGGAGAUACAGCAAGGCGACAAAGGAGGUGCCCCGGGGCAAUGGUCGGCGCGUAAGGCUCAAAUGAUGGCAAAGGAAUACAAAGCCAGAGGUGGUGAUUACACCACACCCAAGGAGGAUAAGGACGAGUCGCAGAAACACCUGGAUAAGUGGACUGAGGAAGAGUGGCAGACCAAGGAGGGCAGUGCGCAUGCCAAACAAAAAGAUGGGACGCAGAAGAGAUACUUGCCGAAGAAGGCGUGGGAGGAGAUGAAUGAGGAAGAGAAGGAGGAGACGGAGAAGAAGAAGCAGGAAGGUAGCAAGGAAGGCCACCAGUUCGUGCAGAACACUCCACGCGCGAAAUCGGCACGGAAAAACGCCCAUGAGGAUGGAGACCAGGAAGACGAGAAGAAGGGAGAAGACCAGAAGGACGCGUCCAAGAGGAACACCAGGAGUAGCACGAAGAAAGAAGACAAAAAGGAGGAUCAGGGAAAGAAGAAUGGCACCGAGAACCACAAGGCCACGAAAGAUGACGAGAAGAAGGACGACCAGCCGGGCCAAAAACGUAGUCGCACCAAGAGCGACAAGAUCGAUGAAGACAAGGACACCAAGAAGAAGCAGAAGAGUAACUCUGGUGCUGCGAAGUCGAGAUCCGACAAAAGCAGUGACGACGCCCCAGCGCCUCAAGGAUCCAGUUCGAGGCUUCCGAAGAAAGGGCAAGAAGUAUACUGGAAGUCCCCGCAGGGUUUCACUGAUGGUACAGUCGUCGAAGUACUGAAAUCCGGCAAAGAAGUCGACGGUAAACAAGUCAAAGCCAGCAAGGAUGACCCAAGAAUCGUGGUCAAGAGCAGCAAGAGCGGCAAGACUGCCACGCACAAAGCCGAAAGUGUGUAUUUUGAUUGA